CGAGCAAGCAGAAGACGACACGCCGAGAGGAGGGGGCUGGAAGACUGAGACGCCUCCAGCCUGAAGGGGCCGGCGGUUUGGCCACAGCAGCCCCGGACUAGCUAGCUUGUACCUUCGCGGCUAAGUGAAUGAAGUGAAUGGGAUGGAGCCGGGACCGUCUGGCGCUGUGCCCUUGGGGGCCUUCCCCCCACCCCUGCAGCAGGUGUUUCAUGCCCCCCGGCGGCCGGGCAUGGGCACCGUGGGCAAGCCCAUUAAGCUGCUGGCCAACUACUUUGAAGUGGAAAUCCCAAAGAUGGACGUUUAUCACUAUGAGGUGGACAUUAAGCCUGACAAGUGCCCACGGCGAGUCAACAGAGAGGUGGUGGAGUACAUGGUUCAACAUUUCAAGCCCCAGCUCUUUGGUGACAGGAAGCCAGUGUAUGAUGGCAAGAAGAAUAUUUACACCGUCUUAGCACUUCCUAUUGGGAGUGAAAAGGUGGAUUUUGAGGUAACUAUCCCUGGUGAGGGGAAAGAUCGAAUCUUUAAGGUUUCCAUCCGCUGGUUGGCCAAAGUGUCAUGGCGGCUGCUACAGGAAACUCUCGUCAGUGGUCGACUGCAAGUCCCCCUCGACUCAGUUCAAGCCUUGGAUGUGGCUAUGCGCCACUUGGCCUCUAUGAGGUACACUCCAGUGGGUCGGUCCUUCUUCUCCCCACCUGAAGGAUACUACCACCCACUUGGUGGGGGGAGGGAGGUCUGGUUUGGCUUCCAUCAGUCUGUGCGUCCCGCCAUGUGGAAGAUGAUGCUUAACAUUGAUGUGUCUGCCACGGCCUUCUACAAAGCCCAGCCUGUAAUUGAGUUCAUGUGUGAGGUUUUGGACAUUCGCAACAUCGAUGAGCAGCCCAAGACCCUCACAGACUCACAGAGGGUCCGCUUCACAAAGGAAAUUAAAGGCCUGAAGGUCGAGGUGACACACUGUGGGCAAAUGAAGAGAAAAUAUCGUGUAUGCAAUGUCACCAGACGUCCUGCCAGCCAUCAAACGUUUCCCCUUCAGCUUGAAAGUGGGCAGACGGUAGAAUGUACAGUGGCCCAGUACUUCAAGCAGAAGUACAACUUGCAGCUUAAAUACCCCCACCUACCUUGUUUACAAGUUGGGCAGGAGCAAAAACACACCUACCUGCCCCUGGAGGUGUGUAACAUUGUAGCGGGUCAGCGGUGCAUUAAAAAGCUGACGGAUAAUCAGACCUCCACUAUGAUUAAAGCCACAGCUCGCUCUGCGCCCGACAGGCAGGAGGAGAUCAGCAGGCUGAUGAAGAACGCUAACUUCAACCUAGACCCAUACAUCCAGGAGUUUGGGAUCAAGGUGAAGGACGACAUGGCUGAAGUGACUGGCAGGGUGCUACCAGCUCCCAUUCUACAGUAUGGCGGACGGGUAAACGCAGCCCAUUUAUCAGUAACCAUGCAACCGUUUGGUGACGUUUUCCAAAUGCAACAAACUAAAUCCUGGUUGACUGCUGUUUGUUUUUUUUUUUCUUCUUCUUUUCCACAGAACCGGGCUAUCGCGACUCCCAACCAGGGAGUUUGGGACAUGAGGGGGAAGCAGUUUUACAACGGCAUUGAGAUCAAAGUCUGGGCGAUCGCCUGCUUUGCCCCCCAGAAGCAGUGCAGAGAGGAGGUGCUCAAGAACUUCACAGACCAGCUGCGUAAGAUCUCAAAGGAUGCUGGGAUGCCAAUUCAGGGCCAGCCGUGUUUCUGUAAGUACGCCCAGGGAGCCGACAGCGUGGAACCCAUGUUCAGACACCUGAAAAACACCUAUUCUGGACUUCAGCUCAUCAUUGUCAUCCUACCUGGGAAAACUCCCGUUUAUGCGGAGGUGAAGCGUGUGGGAGACACUCUGCUCGGCAUGGCCACGCAGUGUGUCCAGGUGAAAAAUGUCGUAAAAACAUCGCCUCAGACUCUCUCCAACCUCUGCCUAAAGAUCAACGUGAAGCUGGGAGGAAUAAACAACAUCCUGGUUCCUCACCAAAGGUCUGCCGUGUUUCAGCAGCCGGUUAUCUUCCUGGGAGCAGAUGUCACGCAUCCUCCAGCUGGAGAUGGCAAGAAGCCGUCUAUUACUGCUGUGGUAGGCAGUAUGGACGCCCAUCCCAGCAGGUACUGUGCCACGGUGCGUGUCCAGAGACCCCGGCAGGAAAUCAUUGAAGAUUUGUCUUACAUGGUGCGGGAGCUGCUCAUCCAGUUCUACAAGUCGACGCGCUUCAAGCCCACCAGGAUUAUUUUCUACAGAGACGGGGUUCCGGAGGGACAGCUGCCACAGAUUCUUCACUAUGAGCUCCUGGCCAUCAGAGACGCAUGCAUAAAGCUGGAGAAGGAUUACCAGCCUGGUAUCACCUACAUCGUGGUCCAGAAACGCCACCACACACGCCUCUUCUGUGCUGACAAAUCUGAAAGAAUUGGGAAGAGUGGCAAUAUACCUGCAGGGACUACAGUGGACACCAGCAUCACUCAUCCCUUUGAGUUCGAUUUCUACCUGUGCAGCCACGCAGGCAUACAGGGCACCAGCCGGCCGUCUCAUUACUACGUCUUAUGGGACGACAAUCGUUUCACGGCAGAUGAGUUGCAGAUUCUAACCUACCAGUUGUGCCACACGUACGUUCGUUGUACCCGUUCAGUCUCCAUCCCUGCGCCGGCCUACUAUGCCCGGCUUGUGGCCUUCCGUGCCCGCUAUCAUCUGGUGGACAAAGAACAUGACAGUGGGGAGGGCAGCCAUGUAUCGGGUCAGAGUAAUGGCCGGGACCCCCAGGCGCUGGCCAAAGCUGUUCAGAUUCACCACGACACUCUGAGGACCAUGUACUUCGCCUGAGCUUCACCAGCCAUCGUCACCGUCGUUCCCUUCCACCUCAUUUUUACCUGAGCGGGCGGAAAGCCCACUCCCACCUCAUCCCCAUCCCUUACUCCUGGCAACUACCCACUACACACACUUCCACAGACCUGCCAGCCAGUCUUCUUCAAUCCAAAAAAACACAACGUCCUCCUGUAAUUACGGGCUGAGUCUGCAGCCUCAUGCACUCGAUAGGUUUUGAAUAUCAUUUUGUUGUUUUUACGUUAUCAGGACAGUUGCUUUUUUUAUGUUGAAUUUUUUUUAAGUGGAUAUUAUGUAUUUGUAUUGUACGCUACCUUCACACUCCUAUCAAUGUAAGUAUGCAAUAGAGAUGGGAGGAAAAAUAGGCUCUAGGAAGGGCAAAAAAAAAUGGUUAAACUUUUUUGUUUUGUUUUGUUUUUUUUAUCUACCGCCACAAUGCUGCCUCUACCCAUCCGAAAGACGGAUGCCAGUGUUCCAAGCCCCUGAGAGUGGGGAUCCUCCAGUUGGGCGGUACUGAGCAUGCACACACACACAUAUAAUUUUUAACUAUUUCAUGACUUGCAUUCAUGUUUUAGAUUUUUUUUUCUUAAAUGAUGUUUAUUGUUUAAAAAAACGGCCUUGAAGAGUCUGAGGUAUGGUACAUUAGCACUUAGUGUUAGCAUGUAGGUGCCACCAGUCCUGCACAUAAAGAGUUUGGUAGUCAUGCGAUGCUAGCCCUCUGGUCUUUGUAUUGGCACCAACAGAAGGAGCGGGUAUAGCGACUGCAGAUGCAGGAGAGAGAUGCUGCUGCACUCUCAGUCCUGAUUGGCUAGUCCCUAGAGAUUUAGCCUAUAGACGCAAGCGUAGCGUAACACUAGAGGGACCAUUUGCAUAGAGUGUAUCAAAUAUACUUGCACCCCAUGCACCUAAACCAGCAUUAUUAACCAGCCAAAAGUGAUGCCAACCAAUGAAAAAGGGGCACUUAAACAGGAAGAUAAUCUUUUACUUCUGUAUUCAAUGCUCUUUAAGGAUUUAUGAGGCACUUUUGUUUACUUACUGAUUUCAUUUUACAAAAUGAACUUAGAAACUUGACAAACUACUUUAAACUUUCACUCCAACACUUGCAUUGCUUUCAGAACAAAGGCAACAUGCAAGGCCAACUAUCCUUGCAUGUUGAACUAUCCUGGACAUUUGAAAGCAGGCAAACAAGGUCUGUGAUCACUCAAGUGCUGCAAAGCUGAACACGCCUUCAGCCAGGGGCCUUGCUCUGAUCGUUCUGCACAUCAUCAUUCCUACUCGUAUCGGUGGUAGUGAAGCCACACAGUGCAUUCUAACACUUUGGAUCACAACAUUCUUGUCAUACCUGUACACACCUAUCUUCCAUCUGUCCUGCUCUUCCCACUGCAGGCAUUUACAUAUCAUUGCCUGGAAAACAAAAGCACACAUAUCUGAGCUCUUGGUUUCUGUCUCGGCCUGUAGAGAAAAAACUAAGCCAAUGCACUUGUCUCAUGUCCCAUUCAGGCCAAACUAUCACUGCAUUGGCCUCUUCCGUCACUCCUUCCUUGCCAAUUGUUUGGCGUUAUAGACAUUCAGCAUCCUCUGCCCCAGUCCCCUAGUCUGUGUUUGCCAAAUUUCUAUUGGUGCUCUGUGUGCAUGGGCGGCACAGACGGGGAAUUGCUCAUUGGACAGGGUGGGCCUCUAUUACUACUACUUAAUAUGCCCUGCCUUUUACAUCGUGUAGUUCUCUGGAUUUAUAGGGGGGGAAAAAAUGCAUGUAAUUAUUAUUUUUUAUUGACUGGAUAUUCUGAGCCACCUUACUUUGGUUUUCUUAGAGGUAGGAGCCUUGUGCUCGCCACUGCCUGUUAAUUGUUUUGCCUUGAUUGUGUAGUGGUUAUAAAGACUGCUAUUUUUUGUCAUUAUGAAUAUUGUGACUAUUGUCAGUGUUUCCUCAAGAGGGCACUGUGGAGACGGUCUCAAAAUUCCACCUCAGCUGCCCUUAAAACGCCUCAAAUCUUGUCUGAUGGUCAGAGCCCUCUUGACGUCGAAAGGGAUUGUGAGAAAAGAGACCAGACAAGUUUGAUUUUAAAAUCGUAUUUAUGAACUUGCGUAAUCAGAAUGCCUUUGUACGCCGUUUUACUGAUCCUUCAUUGUGUCCAAGGUGAUUUGUAUAUAUAAAUAUAUAAUAUUUACAUGUUAUAUUUUGGCCCAACACACGCGGGGCCUUUUCACUCUUGAGGCCAGUGUUUUACUGCUUGUUCUGUACUCGACAAAUACCAGCCUGGGGAUAUUUCCCGGGCACCACUAAAUCCAGAUGCAGUUCUUCACUUGCCGAAGCCACAAAAGCACCUUGCAAAGGGGAGACACAAAAAUUUGCAGUCACCCUAGAAAUGUAUCGUGGACACAGGAGAGUCCGUUCCUCUCCACACAGCCUCACGGUCUGUCAAAGCAAUAUUGAAGCCACUGAUCAAGAACAGUCCUUCUCAUAGCACUUCCCAAUAGAUAUGAAUGAAAUGACAUGGAAGCAUAUUAUUUUGGCUCUGUGUGUGAUAGUAUUGGAACUCUGUUGGGGAGGGUUAUUUUUUAAUGAAAAUAAAAUUUGUUUUUUUAA
This is a messenger RNA of Poecilia latipinna (sailfin molly), 5423 nucleotides long. It is a transcript of the gene ago1, whose product is annotated as argonaute RISC component 1. The record is from RefSeq and is a predicted model, not a curated record. The transcript is spliced from 18 exons. NCBI's taxonomy places the organism in Eukaryota, Metazoa, Chordata, Actinopteri, Cyprinodontiformes, Poeciliidae. Gene Ontology annotation, molecular function: RNA binding; protein binding. The coding region runs from base 143 to 2836 and encodes 897 amino acids.